This is a messenger RNA of Magnolia sinica, 2441 nucleotides long. Its product is annotated as autophagy-related protein 18d-like. Gene Ontology annotation, molecular function: protein binding; phosphatidylinositol-3-phosphate binding; phosphatidylinositol-3,5-bisphosphate binding. The record is from RefSeq and is a predicted model, not a curated record. Bases 210 to 1481 code for a protein of 423 amino acids. Gene Ontology annotation, cellular component: extrinsic component of membrane; cytosol; phagophore assembly site membrane. The transcript has 6 exons. Gene Ontology annotation, biological process: protein lipidation; nucleophagy; protein localization to phagophore assembly site. Lineage: Eukaryota; Viridiplantae; Streptophyta; Magnoliopsida; Magnoliales; Magnoliaceae.
GCGUACGUUUGCGGGGCACCGGCAAUUCGCGUCUAACCGGACUCUCUCGACUCAUAUCUCUACUAGAAUACAUGACUCUCUGUUUUUCUCAUCUGACUCGAUAGAUUUCUCUCGCUUUCUCUUUGGUGAAGUAGGAGAAGAGGAAGAACAUUGCUCAUCCUCCAUUAGCUUGACAGUUGCAACAGCUCACAGAGUACAUUUUUCCAAAGAUGCUUGGUGCAUGUGAAUCAUUACAUGCCCGGUCUUCACUUCCUUCUGGUCGUUCUGAACCUGAGCUCAAAGACGGUGAUGAAACUGAACUAGUGUCAGUUGCUUGGAACCAGGACUAUGGAUACUUUGCUGCUGGCACAAACAGCGGAUUUCAGAUUUGUAAGUGUGACCCUUUUAAGAAUGACAUCCGAAGGGAAAAUACAAGUGGGGGAUUUGGAAUUGUGGAAAUGCUGUUUCAGUGCAAUAUCCUGGUACUCGUUGGCAAUGAAAGUAAUAUGCAAUAUCCACCAAACAAACUUCUUAUCUGGGACGAUAAUGACCGUCGCUAUAUGGGUGAACUUUCAUUCAGAUCUACGGUUCGCGGGGCAAAAUUAAGACAGAACUGCAUAGUUGUGAUUCUUGAACACAAGAUAUUUGUAUACAACUUCAGGGACCUAAAGCUUCUUCAUCAAAUAGAGACUCUGGCUAAUCCAAGGGGACUCUGCUGUCUUUCACAUCAUUCAAAUAACUUUGUGUUGGCCUGUCCUGGUCUGAGACGGGGACAGGUUAGGAUCGAACACUUUGGUUUGAAGGUGACGAAGUUAAUCAGUGCACAUGAUUCUCACAUUGCGUGCUUGACGUUGACUCUGGAUGGGCUUCUUCUUGCUACUGCUAGCACAAAGGGUACUUUGAUUAGGAUUUUCAACACAAUGGAUGGGACCCGCCUGCAAGAGGUCCGUAGGGGUGCAAACACAGCAGAUAUUUAUAGCAUUGCUUUCUCCCCAGCUGUCCAAUGGAUGGUAGUGUCUAGUGACAAAGGAACAGUCCAUGUAUUCAGGCUCAGAGUUCGAGUGGCAGGGGAUGUCUCAUCGAACAAUCGCGGUGAUCAAGGGCUUGUAAUGGCUCAUCAAAAUUCAUUGAUUUCUCUUGAUGCCUUGGUAUCUCCAAACAUGGGUUCCAAUACAAGCUACUCUUCUUUCAUGAAAGGGGUGUUGCCAAAAUAUUUCAGUUCUGAAAGGUCGUUUGCUCAGUUCCGCUUACCAGAAGACACUCACUUUAUUGCUGCAUUUGGAGCUCAGAACACUGUCAUGAUCAUUGGCAUGGAUGGAAGUAACUCCAUGAAGCAUGCCCCAAAAUGCCUCCAAGCUUACACAUGGCACUUGCGCAUCUUGCUCAGGACCGCUGAUUUGCCAGGCCAUCAUGCGGAUGUGCCAAGGCGGAAGUUAGCAAUCAGGCAAUGGCAGCCAUCCAUGUUGAGAGGCUUUUUUACAAAUGCAGCUUCGAUCCUGUGAAUGGAGGGGAGAUGUUGCAGCUGGAACACAUCCAGUUUCUCAAAGCCAAGAGCAGGCAGAAGCCCGGCAUGGCUUCUUGAAAAUCACAGGGUGAUUCAAUUUAUGCAGGUUUCUCCAUGUAGAUAUGACACUCGGCGUCUCUGUACAUAGAGCAUAUAGAUUUCUAUCUUCCCUGUGACUCUGCAUUCUCAAUUGAGCCAAGGGGUUUUGCAGUAGCUUAUCGACAGCCAUUCAAGGGCCCCACAAAAUACCAUCUAUUUUUCGUGCCAUUAAUUCUAUGGCAGUUGUUGGUGUGGUGGACCCCUCUUAUUGAAUGGUCUGCCUGCGGCUACAUAGGUGGACCUGCUUGGAUAGUGCAAGAAGGAUAGAAGGAUAGAAGGAUUUUUACUAGAUUAGUCUCCUUGAGUCUUUCAUUUAUUCAUUUUAUCAAAUAGAACUGAAAUCUUGUAGUUAGUUAUGGCAGUUUGGAUGUUCACUUUGGAAUCAGGUGAUGGAAUCAUCAGAGACAUCCAUAAUGACCCGAUGUGGCAGGAUUUGAUUGGGCCAUGUGCUGAUGUCAGAGAUGAGACUCACACAAUACGUGUUUGAAAGUUGUUCGACUAGGCCCAUCUUUAGUGGGGGCAUGUGGUCCAAUCAAAUCCUGCCAUAUUGGGUCACAAGGAAUAUCCCUGGUGAUCCGAUGUGGCGGGAUUUGAUUGGGCCAUGUGUUGCUGUUUGAGAUGGGACCCAUAGAAAAUGUGUUUGAAAAUUUGCUUGACUGGGCCCAUCUCUAACAAGGGCAUGUGGUCCAAUCAAAUCCUGCCAUAUUGGGUCACCAUGGAUAUCCCUGGUGAUUUGGUCACCAUGGCUCAUGGUUCAUGGAUUGGGCCAUGGAAUGUAUGGCUUACAGUAUCAGUUGAAAUGCCUUUGUAUGAAGGGUUUGGAUCAUGGUUAAAAGACUUGGAUCCCAGAUGUAUUGGA